Molecule: messenger RNA, 2686 nt
Organism: Prosopis cineraria
Lineage: Eukaryota; Viridiplantae; Streptophyta; Magnoliopsida; Fabales; Fabaceae
Exons: 7
Coding region: 132-2300 (722 amino acids)
Biological process (GO): peptidyl-threonine phosphorylation; peptidyl-serine phosphorylation
Cellular component (GO): cytoplasm
Molecular function (GO): ATP binding; protein serine/threonine kinase activity; protein tyrosine kinase activity
Source: RefSeq, a predicted model, not a curated record
AUCGAGCAUGCACAUCCCGAACCAUGCUGUUUAUUACAAUUCUGUCCCUUUCUGUUUCCUUAAUUCCCAAGAUGUUGCCCCUUCAGCUCAGCCAGCUUCAGCUGUUUCUCCUGCUUUGAAUUCUCGUACUCAUGGCUGCUUCCGACGUCGGAGCUGUCCUAGAAUUCUUGAGGAACAAUGGCUUCACAGAGGCAGAGUCCGCCCUUAAAGAGGACAUCAUAGAAAAUGGUGAGACGGGGUCGUUCGACUACGAGAAAUUCUUCUUCCCGAUGGUGCCGCCUCCGCCGCCGGUCAGAGUCAAAUCGUUUUCUCGAUUUUUGGAUAGGCAGUAUGGCAGAGAUUGCUCGAAAGCAAGCUCUAAGUCGUCGGACGAUGAGUUUGUGAGCUUGGGGUCAUCUACUUCGGGCGUUUGUUGUGCGGAAUUCAUCAAUCCAUAUGGAACUCGCUCCUCAUCUCAAACUCACAAAGAUUCUGAAUCUUCGUCAGAUAGAUUAUCUCAAUUUGACACAGCACGUGACUACCAUGACUUUGACAUGCAAAAUGAACCAUACUUGUAUAAUGAGAAAGAUGAUGAUGAUUUCAUGACCCCCAGUUUUGAGGGACCAGAGUUCUUUGGAGGUCAAAGUGAGGAUAAGUUCAUCCUGACAUCAGAAAUGGAGAAUCAACAUGAAAAUCUUCUGGAAAAUAAUUACAAAAGUGAAGCAUUCCAAGUGGAGAGAAAUGGUGAUUGCAUGGACAGACUAUGCCUUUAUAAUCGUUCUGAUGUAGGAAAUGAGAAUGUGACUUGUUUAAAAGACUAUUGUCAUGCUGAUAAGAAAGAGCAGCUUGAAGGAGGAUUAGUUAGAGAGGUUGAGAAUCCUACCUUUGUCAAUAAUUGUGAUGUUCCAUUUAGCAAAUACUCUGCAGGUUCAGGAGAGUCUUGUAGUGGGGAUCCUGGUAAUGACAGCUACCUAAGCUUAAAGGAAAUUCAUCUGAAUGAUUUGCAUUUAAAGGUUGUUGGGGAUAGUUCCUCUACUGAUUCUGCUCCAGAGCAUUCUAUGAACCAAACUUUUGACUUCUAUCCUAACAAUAAUGGCAAUAAGGGGUACAAAGCUCCCUAUGACUUAACUAUCAAAGUUGCUGAAACUGACCUGCCAAAUGGACUCACCAGAUAUAAAGCUAAAGAUUGUGGAGAAUUCACUGAAGAAUGCCUAGAUCCAGAAAAUGCAGCAGAUGGAGAGGAUGUUACUGAUGAUGAGCUAUUAAAGUACACUCACGAGGAUGAAUAUGAAGUAUUUGACCUGAGAAUUAUACAUAGAAAGAACAGGACUGGAUUUGAAGAAAGCAAGGAUCUGCUCAUUGUGCUGAAUUCAGUCAUAGGCGGCAGGUACUAUGUAACAGAAUAUCUGGGUUCGGCUGCCUUCAGUAAGGUUGUUCAGGCACAUGAUCUUCUGACAGGAAUAGAUGUCUGCUUGAAGAUUAUAAAAAAUGACAAAGACUUUUUUGACCAAAGCUUGGAUGAAAUUAAACUUCUAAAGCUUGUCAAUAAGAAUGACCCAGCUGAUGAACACCACAUAUUGCGACUUUAUGAUUAUUUCUAUCAUCAGGAGCAUCUAUUCAUUGUUACUGAGCUUCUGCGAGCAAACCUAUAUGAGUUUCAAAAAUACAAUCAAGAAUCUGGUGGUGAGGCAUAUUUUACAUUGAACAGGUUGCAGCUCAUUACUCGUCAAUGUUUGGAGGCCUUGCAAUACUUGCAUAGCUUGGGAAUAAUUCACUGUGACCUGAAGCCAGAAAAUAUUCUUAUUAGAAGUUACAAAAGAUGUGAGAUUAAAAUUAUUGAUCUAGGUAGCAGUUGCUUCCAAUCAGACAAUUUAUGCCUCUAUGUACAGUCACGAUCCUAUAGGGCCCCUGAAGUGAUGCUAGGCCUCCAAUAUGAUGAAAAGAUUGACAUAUGGUCUCUUGGCUGUAUUUUGGCUGAGCUAUGCUCUGGUGAAGUGCUCUUUCCAAAUGAAGCUGUUACAAUAAUUCUUGCGCGCAUGAUUGGAAUGCUUGGUCCUAUUGAUCUGGAGAUGUUAGUGAGGGGGCAGGAAACAUGCAAAUAUUUCACAAAAGAAUAUGAUAUUUACCAUGUAAAUGAGGAGACAAACCAAUUGGAGUACAUAAUUCCAGAGGAAUGGUCCUUGGAGCAGCACCUGCAGGUUUCUGACACGAUGUUUAUUGACUUUGUCAGAUUCUUGCUCAGCACCAAUCCCAUAAGGCGACCAACUGCAAGACAGGCACUCAAGCAUCCAUGGCUUGCACAUGCUUAUGACUCCCAGUAGAGCAUCCAUUUAGUUCCUGGACGGAAGUUAAGCAUCUUGCAUACUGGAAAUUGCAGUCACAAUUUUGGGUUUCGAUUGUAUUGAAGAGCAACUGAAUUAUUUUGCUUCUUUUUCUUGUGCAUUUUUUAUUCUCUUUCUGUUGAUUAAAUUUUGUUCUUUUGUACAGGACAAUAUGCCCUUUGAUUUUGUCUUUACUCUCUAGUAUGGGGAGACUGAGCACUGCUCAACAAGAAGAGAAAGGAAAAAAGAAAAGGAAAGGAAAAAAAGAAAAGAAAAGGUGAUUCUAAAUGUUGGGAAUACAAAGGCUUAAGCUUAAAAUAAUUUAUUUACAAUCUGACCUUGUUAUUGUUAUGUCUAUACAAAAAGAAGGAAAAUAGUUUUAGUUA